AUGGACGCGAUCGUGCCACCAGAGGUCACUGCAGAGCUUACGCAGAUUUUAUCAAAUCUCGUCCUCGGAGAUAACCAGAUUCGAUCCAAUGCGGAAAAAGCAGUGAACGACCGUCUCUCGCAGGCGCCGGAACUGUACAUCCUUGCGCUUGCUCAGUCUUCGAUAAAUGCAGAUACUGAAGUGAUGCGGUCUUUCUCCCUCGUUCUUCUCCGACGUCUUCUCUUCCGUCCGUCUCCCACCACCCGACUGUCUCUUUACGACCACCUUUCUGCGCAAAGCGUCAGCACUCUAGAACGCAUUCUCUUACAUUCUUUGCUACACGAAUCAUCAUCUAUGGUGCGAAGAAAGACGGUAGAUACCGUUGCAGAUCUCGCAAAUAAUUCGAUGGCACGCGGCAGACCGUGGCACGCGCUGCAGGCACAAUCGUUCAGCAUGGCCGAGAAUACAGACGCUAGCACUCGGGAAUCUGCGUUCAGAGUUUUCUCCGGAACGCCUAACAUUAUCAUGGAUUUGCAAACGGAAGCCAUACUAGCGGUUCUACACAAAGGUUUACAGGACCCGGAGAGUAUCGACGUUCGGCUGGCCGCUUUAAGAGCAUCCGUAGUUUAUUUAUCUGCCUCCGACGUGCCACAGCAGGCUCAAUCGCUUUCGCUGAUGUACCCCAUGCUGAACACGCUGCCAACGCUCCCUCAUGCUAACUUGCCUUCUUUCAUCUCUACACUGACGCCGUUAGCAUCCAGCAACCCAAGCUUGUUCGAGCCACAUCUCCCUGCGCUGUUGGCAUUCCUUCCCGCUCUGAUCCUUCCCGCAGUAGAUGCCGGUCCGACUCCCACCGUCGCGCAUCCAAAUCCUGGUGCAGGCGGAAGUAGCUUCGUGUUCCCCCCGCCAUCACAAAAUGGGAAUGGAAAGGGUAAAGCUGCGGCGGAGGAGCGACCAGGAGAUGACGAGGAAGAAGAAGUGCGCAAGGCUGCGCUGGAGUUCAUGAUCAGUUUGAGCGAGGCGCGCCCGAAUAUGGUUAAGCGCGUAGAUGGCUGGACGGGUGUCGUGGUACGUGGAUGUCUGGAGGGCAUGGGCGAAAUUCCAGAGGAUGAGACGGAUAUCUGGCUUGAAGCCGAGCCUGGGGAAGAUCCAACCGAUGACACGUAUCCGCACGUGUACGAGCAAUCGAUCGACAGGCUCGCUUGUGCACUGGGUGGAAAGGCGGUACUGCCACCUGCGUUCCAGUAUAUCCCUGCAAUGCUUGCGAGCCAUGACUGGAGGUUGCGCCAUGCAGGGCUCAUGGCGAUUGCAGCUAUUGCAGAGGGUACAAAUAAAGUCAUGCAGCACGAGCUGGGGAAGAUUAUCGACCUGGUCACACCAAUGUUCUCAGAUCCACAUCCUCGUGUUCGAUAUGCAGCGUGUCAAUGCAUCGGUCAAUUAUGUACUGAUCUUGAGGAAGUUAUACAAGAACAAUUUCAUCAGCAGAUUUUCGCUGCCCUCAUCCCUACCUUGGAAGCUCCGGAGUCUCGAAAACCUACUGCUGCUCAUCAUGCGUUGAUAAACUUCUGUGAGGGCGUCGAACGUGAAACGCUUUUGCCUUAUCUCGACCCUAUCGUUGAGCGCUUGCUUAAGUUGCUCAACCCGGGAACCGUGGAUAAACCUCCAAAGAGGUACGUUCAGGAGCAAGUCAUUACCUCUUUGGCUAUGGUCGCGGAUGCAAGUGAAGUCACAUUUGCUAAGCAUUAUUCAUCUAUUAUGCCGCUAUUACUGAAUGUUCUCCGAAAUGCAAAUGGCCCGGAAUACCGCCAGCUGCGUGUGAAGGCAAUGGAGUGUGCUGGUCUGAUAGCCAUUGCCGUUGGACGAGACAUUUUCCGACCAGACGCGAGUACCUUUGUAGAGCUUCUCAUGCGAAUUCAAAAUGGCCCUCCGGAUCCAAAUGAUACAAUGCUAAGUCAUUAUCUCAUGUCAACUUGGGCGAAGGUGUGCCAGGCGAUGGGUCCCGAAUUCGAACCGUAUCUACCUGUUGUUAUGCCUCCUUUGUUAUUGGCUGCAAGCGCAAAGGCUGACGUUUCAAUCUACGAUGACGAUGGUGAGCCAGACGAUAAAGAUGGAUGGGAGACCAUUAGCAUGGAUGGACAGCAAGUUGGUAUCAAGACAUCUGGCCUCGAAGAGAAAUGUCAAGCGUUUGAGACGCUGGUCAUAUACUGCUCCACUCUCGGUGUCCGUUUCGUGCCUUACCUCACGCAAAGUCUCGAACUCGUCCUUCCGUGUUUGCGAUUCUUCUUUCACGAAGGCGUUCGAGAAGCAUGCGCCAUGCUGACCCCAAUGCUCAUCUCAUGUGGAAAAGGGAGCGGAACAUUGACCAAUCAGAUGGUGUCCGCAACAUUUUCGCAACUGGUGAACUGCAUCGCGGGCGAGACAGACUCGUCAUUCCUCGCAUCUUUAUAUAAAUGCUUCUGUGAUUGCAUGCGGCUGUUGGGCGGGCCCCAGGCGCUGACACAGGAGAUUCACGAUGGAGCCAUCGAGGCUACCAAACGCCAACUACAGGGUCUAGCGGACAAGCGAAAAGCGCGCGCAGCGCGGCCAGCAGUGGAGCUUGCGGACGACAAGGAUGAUCUGAUGUUGCUGGAGGAAAUGGAGGACUUUGCGCUGGAAGACAUGGCACGGAUGUUGAUGGCAUUCGACUCAAAUCAUCCCUUGCUCAUGGCCAUUUCCAGCGUACGGGAUUUGGGCUUGCAUCUUGGGCAAUGGGACAGCGAGGAUGAAGAUGGAACCGAAGGGUAG
Messenger RNA from Fibroporia radiculosa, 2763 nucleotides. RefSeq lists its product as uncharacterized. The transcript has 15 exons. Lineage: Eukaryota; Fungi; Basidiomycota; Agaricomycetes; Polyporales; Fibroporiaceae. Gene Ontology annotation, cellular component: nucleus; cytoplasm. Bases 1 to 2763 code for a protein of 920 amino acids. Gene Ontology annotation, molecular function: nuclear import signal receptor activity. The record is from RefSeq and is a predicted model, not a curated record. Gene Ontology annotation, biological process: protein import into nucleus.